This is a messenger RNA of Mobula hypostoma (lesser devil ray), 5075 nucleotides long. Its product is annotated as solute carrier organic anion transporter family member 4C1-like. Gene Ontology annotation, cellular component: plasma membrane. The transcript has 12 exons. Gene Ontology annotation, biological process: sodium-independent organic anion transport; transmembrane transport. The record is from RefSeq and is a predicted model, not a curated record. Gene Ontology annotation, molecular function: protein binding. Bases 383 to 2182 code for a protein of 599 amino acids. NCBI's taxonomy places the organism in Eukaryota, Metazoa, Chordata, Chondrichthyes, Myliobatiformes, Myliobatidae.
AAUAUCAGGCUUUGUUAGUGUGAAAAUGGAUAUGCAGUGAACAGUUAGAAAAAUGGCUCUCCUGGACAAUAAUUUACAAACCAGGCAUGAGUUGACAUGUUUAUUAGUCAGACAAUUAAAUGAUAGUCUCGGUAUUUGUUAACCAGAACUCUAACUCCGCCUCUUGUUAAUGCAAAUGUAAUUCUGCUUAUCACUUCAUAGCAGAAAUACCCUGAAUUCACAAGCAGGUGCAAACUAAUCAGCAGACCUGAGGUUUACUGUUUUCAAACUAAGUACCAUCAGCAAUAGAAGUCAAAUGAUAAAACUAAACUACUGUAUGUGAGAGAACUUAGGAUGUAUAAUUUGUUCACUGCAGUCUGACUGCAGUAGUUCUGCUUGAAAUAUGGCUUUAGCAAAAUCUGCUAAAGAAAAGCCUGAAGGUAACGAUAAUGCAGCAUUUAUUCUUGAUGAAAAUAUAAAUGUGGAACAAAACUCAAGAUCUAACAAUGAAAACAUCCAAGAAGUAGCAACAUCAAGUCAAGAAUUUGAGGAAGGACCAUGUGGCUGGGGAUCAUUUACAUUAAGUUACAUUCAACGCUGCAAUAACCCUAAAGGAUAUUUACUCUUUUACAGUCUGUUAUCUAUUGUACAAGAUAUUUGUGUUCCGUCCAGUGGUAAUUCCACGACACAAGACUGCAAACCCUCUGUUGCACAUAAAGACAGCAACUUUUUCUAUCUGUUUUUGCUGGGGCAAUUGUUGCAUGGAGUUGGAGGAACCCCUUUGUACACACUGGGGACGGCAUACCUCGAUGACAGUGUUCCUAAUGACAAGACUUCUCUAUAUAUAGGUAUUGGAAAUGGCAUGGCAGUUCUGGGCCCAGCCAUUGGAUUUGUAUUAGGUGGUCAGCUGCUGGACAUCUAUAUUGAUGUCGAUCGUGUUUCCAGCAUUGAUUUAAUGCCAGAUGACCCUCGAUGGCUUGGUGCUUGGUGGAUUGGAUUUCUUGUGUGCUGGAUGCUUUCCUGGAGUCUGAUUAUACCUCUAUCUUGCUUCCCAAAGCAUCUACCAGGCACAGAAAAAAUACAACUUGCUAAGAUUUCUCAGGCUCACAGUUAUAAGGGAGCAAAUAUUUUUGCACAGGAACAGUUUGGAGAAAGUUUGAAGGAUUUCUUCAUGGUGCUGAUGGGAAUGAUGAAGAAUCCGGUCUUCUUGUGCUUGACUGCAGCAAGCUGCAGUGAAGCUCUGGUCAUCACAGGCUUUGUGACGUUUUUGCCAAAAUUCAUUGAAAAUCAGUUCAGCCAAACUGCUAGUCUAGCUGCAAUUCUUGGAGGAGCAGCACUUAUUCCUGGAGCUGUUGUUGGUCAGCUUACCAGUGGGAUCAUCAUGUCCAAGAUGAAACUCCUGUGUCAUAGUAUGAUUAAGAUGGCUCUAGCUACAACGGUAUUAUCAAUACUCUUCUCUACCGUAUUCACCUUUGGUUAUUGUUCAAACGCUCCAUUUGCUGGCGUCAACCAGAAUUAUCAUAACAACACUGCAGAGAAGUUCCACCUUGAGGCACCCUGUAAUGCUGACUGUCACUGUAGCCGUUCAUCCUUUAAUCCAAUCUGUGGUACAGAAAAUGUCCAGUAUUUUUCUGCAUGCUAUGCUGGUUGUAUUAAUGCAACAAGAAAAGAUAACCUUCACGUUUAUGAGGAGUGUUCUUGUGUCCAGAAAGUAAUCUCUGAAUUUGAUGCACGAAAAGGAAAGUGUGGUUCUACGUGUGGUAACAUGCCAUUGUUUUUGGGAAUAUUUCUGUUCUGUGUCAUUUUCACAUUCAUGACCAGCACUUCAAUCACAACAGCUGUUCUCAGGUGUGUUCCAGAUACACAGCGCUCAUUUUCAUUGGGUAUUAAUUGGACCUUUGUACGGAUCCUAGGUGCCAUUCCAGGACCAAUUAUUUUUGGGAUAGUAAUUGAUUACUCCUGUGUCCUUUGGAAUCAAGAUGAAUGUAACAAUCAAGGAGCCUGUUGGAUAUAUGACAACCCAAAAAUGUCCUAUUUAAUCAUGGCAAUUGGUGCACCCUGCAAACUGUUCAGCAUUAUUGCCAUCACUGCAGCUUAUUUCCUGUAUAAACCUCCAAGAGCUGCUGAAACACUGUCUAAUGGGUCCAGAACUGAAAGAAGUUUUGAGGACAAGGACCAAAACAUAACUGUGAUUGAUGAAUGAACUGUGUAUGAGACAAGUGUAUGAUGAGGAAUGUACAAUUUAUGAGGCCAAAAUAAAUUACUUUGUAUGUUUUAAAAAUAUGACAGCAAUGUAAAUUUCUGCAUUUGAUGAUCUACACAUUUGUAUCUUUACCAAAAGCAAUUCUAUUGAUUUGUGAUGUAUAAUGGAUCAAUUAUUUGGAUCUGAUUGAGGACCCAAGUUUUUUAAAGUUUUGUUAUCAGUGCAAUUUAUAUAUAUAUGUAUAGUUAAACGUAAAACCUGCACGUAACCAAAAGCCUGCAUUUGUCACCAUAAAAUGGAAAAACAUGAAAAGUACUCAAACUACAUGAGUGGUGGCUAAGAACAGAGAAGAUUUUUUGAUGCAUUUUAUGGAAGGGGUGACAUCUGGCCUAUAUAUAGAGGUAUUUACCAAAAAUAACUUUUUAAAAAAGUCAUCAUAUUAAAUACUACUUGAGACCUUGAACAACUUAAAGUUACAGCAUCAUAAAACUUGGAAUUACAUUAACAGAAUGGAUUCUGCCGAUGCUGGAAAUCCGGAGUAACACACACAAAAUGUCAGCAGCAUUUAUGGAGAGGAAUAAAUAGUUGACAUUUCAGUAAGAGACCCUGAUGAAGGCCAUAGAUGCUGCCCGAACUCCUAGGUUCAUCCAGCAUUUUCUGUUGAAUUUACAUUGUAUUUUAAUGCUUACAUAGUCUUUUUGUUCCAGCUUUGACUUAACCAUCUCCUACAGCCCAGUUAAAGCAAGUUAGUUAAUUCUUUCCAACCGUCUACAAAGUCAAAGGGGUGGUUGAAGGAGAAUCGAUGUUCCAAUCUGUAGCAUUGACAUAUGGUAUGUGUGUUCUUGAGAGAUUUUGCCAACUCUAGUCUUGCACGUGCGAACUGUCUGCUUGGUAAUGUACUGCAGAACUAUCACUGCUUCUUGAAUAGUAUACAAGCACAAGGCAUUCCUUCUUAAAAAGAUGGAAGAAAAUACUGGGAAAUAAAUAAGAAAAUUGUUGGAUGCUUCUGAAGGUUCAGUAGAAUGGAACCUGAAUGAACAUUGGCAAAGUAUUGGGUAAGAGACUUAAAUUGUCCAUAAGGCUGAGCAUCUGAGCUGUGGCUAGAUGGGGAGGAACUGAACUGCAGUCAUCCAAUUCUAACGGAAAAAAGGCAGAAUGAGACAAAAUAAAUAAUGCUUGUGUCCCACACAUCUACAAUUAAUAGUGAAAUUAGAUGUGUUACUUUUAAUCGCCCAAGCUGCCAGAGUUAGGCCUCCACAACAUACUGGGGGAGAGAUUUCUCUUUAGGAGCUAAUACUAAACACAUGAGCAUGCCCAGUGUACUCACCUCACACACUCUGUUCAUUUACUUCAAUCUAGCUAAAUGUGCAGAGUACUGAGUACCACCAGCCAUUGAUGGUCUGACAGCCUUUAAUGUGAGCAACCAAAGAUACAAUUAAUUAUUUAGUAGGUAUGAGUAGAAUGGGGGAAGGUUAAGUCUUCGGUAAAGAGCAAGAAUCAUCCUUUCUCAUUAAGUACUAUUAUGCAUUAAUAUUUUUAAAAAUCUUUGCAAAACUGUUCCAGUUGUAUUAUAGUUAAUUAUUUCUGCUUUCUUAUCUAAACAUUAAAAAUAGAACACAAGAACAAAAUCUGUAAAUAAACAAAUUAAAGUUAUUGAACUAUUUAGAAUUGGUAUCUUGAAUGCUUUGAUAAGGUAAAUGUUUAAAAGUGUUUUGUAAUUUGGUCAUUUUAAACAAUAAAGUAAAUUUACUGGAUUUAUUGCAUAAUUUACAGCCUCUACCCUCGAAUUUCUUUGCCUUCAGUGAUAAGCAAAUGAACUCCAGAAUAUUUAUCCAAUACCAUCAUUUAAGUCUGGUUGGUUGUCUUCCAUUGUUGAGCAUUUUGUUUUUACGUAGCAGCAGAGGACCAAAUGAAUUCCAGAUCUAUUCAGCUCUACCACUACAACCAAUCAUGUUCACAAUCAGAAACGGGAGCACUUGUUAAUUGUUGAAAACAGAGGGGAAUCUACAGAUGCUGGAAAUCCAGAGCAACACACACAAAAUGCUGGAAGAUCUCAUCAGGUCACACCGUAUCAAUGGAGAGGAAUAAAGAGCUGACGUUUCAGGCCGAGACCCUUCAUCACGACUCAGGAAUGAAAGGUCUUGGCCCAAAAUGUCAGCUCUUCACUCUUCUCAAUAGAUGCUGCCUGACCUGCUGAGUUCCUCCAGUAUUUUGUAUGUGUUGUUAAUUGUUGAAAACAUCUUUAAAUCUGAACAAAAAUAAAGCAUGUAAUGUUGCUGUUGAUCUAUGGGAACUGAUUACAUAAUCAACACAUAUAGUGGUCAUAUAUUUGAUUUAUCAUUCAUUAUUCUCUAAAUGUUAAGCUUUUUGUGCUGUUACACUGGCUUUGAGAGAUUCUCACUCCUGCGUUGGUGAACUUACUUUAAGCUAUUAUGUUUCACAAUUAAUUAUAUUAAACUGCAACAAUUAACUCUGGAACAAAUCCAAUACUUUUAUACAAGGUGACUAACUCAGCAUAUUCAAAUUUAAUCUCACCAUUUAUGAAAGGAGGGCAAAGAAAACAAGAAGCCAUACACUAAUUAGCUUGAAUCGAUGUGGCAGAAAUUGCUGCAGUGUGGUAGAAAUUAUUAAGGAGAUGGUAACCAGAGACUUAGAGAACAAUAAUGGAAUUGAUACGGGACUAUUUGAGUGGUAGAGUAAGCAAAAGUAGCCAAAUGGUUUUACUCUUGAUUCUAUUUCUUAUAUUUUUAUUCCACCAACCAAUGUUCAGUUGGAAGUGUAUGUUUGCAUUGUGAUUCAUCUGUUCAUUUAGAGAUUAAAUUUAAAUUCUUUUAUUGGCCAUUGGUUGCUUUUUCAAAUUUCACUCUGCUUAUGUCUGGGAUUUUAACCAAUU